Messenger RNA from Clupea harengus (Atlantic herring), 3511 nucleotides. It is a transcript of the gene tmem67, whose product is annotated as transmembrane protein 67. The record is from RefSeq and is a predicted model, not a curated record. Gene Ontology annotation, biological process: cilium assembly. The transcript is spliced from 28 exons. Gene Ontology annotation, cellular component: MKS complex; ciliary transition zone. Bases 96 to 3056 code for a protein of 986 amino acids. Lineage: Eukaryota; Metazoa; Chordata; Actinopteri; Clupeiformes; Clupeidae.
CACCGCACGUCUGAAGAAAACGCGCGGUAUAGUGGAAUGUGUGAGAGGAGAAACGGAAUGGUACAACCCAAACAGGAAGUUGUAGUGUCUCUACCAUGGCGACGAGGACGCCACAAGCGUGUAUUUACAGAGCAACUUUUAUCAUUUUAUUUCAACUUAGUGCUUAUUCUGGUCAGCUAUUCACAAUAUCCUUCCAGGGGUCGUCAGACUGUGGGAAAGAAAGCUAUUUUGACAUUUCAAGUUUAUCCUGCAUUAAGUGUGGACCAAAUCAAGUCACUAGUAAAUCUGGUCUGAGCUGUGAGUGUCAGGUUGGGUAUCGCAUACUUGUCAGCAAUGGCGCGUCGGUCGCCUGUCAACGAUGUCCCGAAUCAAAACCGACGGUGACACAGGAUGGCUAUGGCUGUAUUCGCUGUCCUGGUGCCAUUGGAGAAGAUGGCACAUGCCAGUGUCCGGCCAACCACAUCCUGGUGGAGAGAGACAGCAGGGGAAACAUUCAAGAGGAACCCACGUGUGAACCCUGUACCAACUCUGAUCCUGCCUUAUCGGCCCCAGAUUCCACAGGAAGCAGGUGUGUGAGAUGCCAGGACACGUUCAUUAACACAUCCCUGUCUUGCCUAUGUGGAGGCUCCAACAUCCUGGCUGGAGGACUGUGCCUUCCCCCCAACAGUCUCCCUAACAAUGUGGUUGCCAGCGUCAUCUUUGCUCAACUGGCUCUUCCUGUUCAAUCUGUGUGGUUCUCCAGUUUUCUCUACUCAUCAGCAGCGGCCUGUUUGUUGUUCUCUAACAGGACGGCAUGUCAGGCGUUGGGGAACAUGUGUGUGAUGAACAUGUACUCCACCAGCACUGUGAGCAAUGAUGCCUGUGGCCUCUAUAACACAAUCUUCAGAACCACUGCCGCUCAAGGCCACACCCAGGACAUCACGCACUGGAGAACACAUAUGCCCUGGCUAUAUUAUGGAGACCAACCUGGUUUGGCAUCACGUGUGUUACAAACUCAACCACUCCCUAUUGGCUACAGCUUCAGAGGAACCUAUCAGAAUACACAGAUUCAGCUCAUAGCUGCUGUUUACAAUGCUGGAGGACUAUUCUUACGAUGGGAAAACCUUACAAGAGGAGCUGUACAGCUCUGUCCAGACACCGCCACCAGGCAACAAGCUGCUUACACCUUUGGGACAGCCUACAAGCAAAGUUGUGUGUUGCCUGUCUCUGAGGUACUGGCCCGUUUCCCAGAGCCCUUGUUCUAUGAUGUCUUUCUGGUGCUGAGGUCCUCUCAAGGGGAGAGGCGUCUUGUGGCCCUGCCUGUCCUAAACUUUAACCUGCAGUUCAAUGGACAAUUUGUCAAUCAAGGCUCCAACAUGAAUAACUGGUACCUGACGCGCAGACUGAUGAUCGUGGACACGCUCAGUGGGAGAGAGAAGAGUUUGAGCGCCACCCCCAGAGUCAUACGCGUGGCCACAGACAUCCGGAUAAGGUUCCAGCUGGUGCCGCUGACGCAGCGAGGCGAGGUGUAUCCUCCUCUCGUCACUGUCUCCUACACAGACAUCCUCAUCACCGACCCACUCACACAGACCAUCUCUGUGGCCUUCUCUAUGGAAUAUGAGAUGGAUCAAAAUGAAGCUCGGGUGAAGACUGAUAUUGCUCUGGGUGUUUUAGGUGGUGUAGCUGUUAUCUAUUCGCUGGUAAAGACCGCCAGCUGGAAGAGAAGAAUCGUCUCUCAAAUGAUUGACCUGGAGACCAUUGUGAAGUUUCUGCUGUUCUAUGCUGGGGAUUUGGCCAAUGUUUUCUUCGUCAUCACCGUGGGAACUGGCCUCUACUGGCUCAUUUUCUACAAGACGCUGGAGGCUCAGCAGUUUGUAUCUGUGUUACUGCCGUUGCCUCAGCAGGAGGAGAGGUUUGUAACAUAUGUGGGCUGUGCCUUCGGUUUCAAGGCAGUGCAGUUCCUCCACAAGCUCCUGCAGCAGCUCUCUGUGGAUAUAUUCUUCAUAGACUGGGAGAGGCCCCGAAGCAAAGCACUCAAGCCAAUGGAGGGAGGCGGUGAGGGUAGAAGUGCGGCAGCUCCGGUCAGCAUCUGGAGGACCUACUUUGUGGCAAACGAAUGGAACGAGAUCCAGACGCUGCGCAAGAUCAGCCCCACCUUCCAGGUGCUGUGUGUGCUCUUCCUGUUGGAGGUGGUGGGCUUCUCCAGCCUGGCUCUGAGGGACCCGUGGUCCACGCUGCGUCGCCCGCCUGGCGCCUACACCCCACCCGACAGCCAGGUGCUGCGCUUCGGCCUGGCCUCCUGCCUCUGGCUCAGUGUGGGCCUGCUGCAGGUGGUGUUCUUCACAGUUUUUCAUGAGCGCUUUGUUGAGGAUAAGAUUCGUCAGUUUGUGGAUCUCUGCUCCAUCAGCAAUGUCUCUGUGUUGGUACUGUCCCACCGUUGCUUUGGUUACUACAUCCACGGCCGCUCUGUCCACGGCCAUGCUGAUACCAAUAUGGAGGAGAUGAACGCUAACCUGAAGAGAGAGGCGGAUAAUCUAUGUGGGCAGAGGGGCCUGUUGCCAAACUCAGACACUCAAACCUUCCAGAUUGCCAUUACUGACCGCCUAAGGAAUCAGUACGAUCGCAUCCUGGAGCCUCUGAGCCGAAGGAAUGGCCCCUCAAGAUUAGUGGAUGCCUCUGCCAAUCCAUUUGAGCAGAGCACGAAGGCGUACCAUACCAUGAACCGGUUCCUCGGGUCCAUCAUCGACCAUGCGCACCAUGAGAUGGAUUACAUCGUGCGGGACAAGCUCCUGCUCGAGAGGGUCAUUGGAAUGGAGUUUAUGGAACCCAUCGAGAAGAGCAUCUUUUACAACGAUGAGUCGCACUCCUUCAGUGAUGUGCUGUUCUAUGGGAAUGAAGCGACGCUUCUCAUCUUUGACACGCUCUUCUUCUGUGUGGUGGAUCUGGCCAGCCAGAACUUCAUCCUCGCUGCUGCGCUCACCUACCUACAGCAGAUGGUAUUUCGUCUCAUCCGUGAUGCAGUUGGCAGGAAGAAUCUGGCUGCUAAAACUCUGGUGGACAAGCGAUUUCUCAUCUGAUGUUUCUCAGGCAACAGCCUGUCACCUCAUUGCUGUCAGCACGAAAUGCCUUACAGCAGAAUGCUCUGAUUCUAUUACAGAAUCACAACAAAAAAAUGAACACAAAGCACCAAGGCUACAUGUUAGCGCUUCUCUUGCUGGGAGUGUGAAGUUAGCCAGGUAGUGUGACUCAGGCUUGACAUCCAGCAGGCGUAGUGAUGUCAGAUCUAAAACCAUCACAGUCACCACUUGAGCGCCUAGGCUGGCUUUGUAUUUCCAAUCCCAUGGUGCCAGGUCAGGGUGCAGCUCUGUUAAAACCCCAAAUCCUUCCAGAUUGUUUUUAAAAUUCACAUGCUUGUGUGUGUGAUUUUGAGUAAUUUGCGCUCUUGUUUCAAUGUAUUUGUAUUUGUAGAUACUUUUUUUCUAUAUUUCUUGCCACAUGAUGUUUUUUAAGGAAUAAAAUAGAUGUUUUUUAA